AUGUGGGUGGGGCUCUCAUCAGCGCAGGAGCCGAAUUGUUCCGGUGCAGUGGACUCGAGGCGCGAAUUCCGACACCCAGAUCCCGCGGGUAGCAGCCGAGUUCUGGGAACUCACCCACCCCUGGAGCGGGGCCAGCAGCUCCGGGGCCCGGGAGAAAAGCUCCGCCAGGGCGGCUCAGUGAUGAGCCCGGUGGCAGCGGCGGCACGACCCAACCCGCAGCGUUCCGCCCGGUGCACCCACCCCGCGCCCCGGGAGAACCGAGCUCGGGGGCGGCUCCCCGGUCACCGUGAGCCUGGGACACCUCCACCCCCGGUUUGCCCCUCGUUUUUCCCCGAGGCCGGAGGAGCCGCGCACUCACCGCCGCCCCGCGCUCGCCGCCACCCGCCCGCGCCCGGGGCUAAGCCGGGUCCUGGGCGCAGGCGGGAUAAACGGGCACGGGGCAGCGGGAUUAGGAUCCCGGCUGGGAAAUCCGCCUAA
Molecule: messenger RNA, 477 nt
Organism: Ficedula albicollis (Collared flycatcher)
Lineage: Eukaryota; Metazoa; Chordata; Aves; Passeriformes; Muscicapidae
Gene: CTNNA1-AS1
Product: U1 small nuclear ribonucleoprotein C
Exons: 1
Coding region: 1-477 (158 amino acids)
Source: RefSeq, a predicted model, not a curated record